GUUUACGUCACUUGGGUAUUUCCGCACUACCGUAAGGGAUCGUCUGACAAUGUUUGGAAGGGGGGCGGGUGCAAGUAAAAAAGACCUAAGCUUGCCGCGAUCAUAAGGUUUUGUAAUCGUUUAUUGUUACUAGUUUUGUUUUAUGCACAAAGUAUCAGAAGCAUAUUGAUUCGUGUUUACGGACGUCCACAGGGCACAGCCAUGGCAGGUAAGAUCUGCUCAUAAUGUCAGAAUUUCUCUUGUCAUAAUCUGGUGGGAGUUUUUAAUGUACACAUUGUGUUGUAAUGUCUGACUUGUCAUGCUGUUUGUUAUUUAUACUCCUCUGUAGAAUGUUCACAAAUCAGGGAUUCUGUUAUGAAUGGUUGUUCAUUCUAAAGUAAAAAAAAAAGUUAUUUAAUAACUCUAUAUUUUCAUAUGUGUCAGAGCUAUUCAUUAAAACGAUCUGCUAAGAACUGAAAGAGUAUGAGUUUAGGCCAAAAUAACCGAAACUGAAGAAUAGUACACGUUAGCUGUUUGUUUUUUUUGUUUUUAGUUUGGCUAUUUCGUUCUGAAAUGUAAAAUUCUCGCGUCAUUUUCUAUAAUUUAUUUAUAUAAGAGUUAUAAUUGUAAAUAUCCUUGUGAGAGUGGGAUUUGUUCCUGGCCAAUGAAGCCUGACAAAAUAUAUAUAUUUUUUUUUUAUUGGCUAGUUAUAACAUACAUUCUGGAACAUUUCUGUAUUUGUCACUUGCUAAUGUACUAGUGGAGCUGUAUAGAUCAUUAAAAAAAUAUAUAUAGGUGUUUUUUUUUUGGGGGGGGAGGGGUUUAUACCACUCUAUCCACAGAUAAUAUUAAAAAAUAUUAAUAUAAAAUAUGACCUUAUGUUAUUCCCACUUCAUAUUUUUCUGGGAUAUAGUGAAAGAACGGUUGGUAGUAAGGAUCCAGAUGUUAAUGAUGAUGGGGUUGGCAUUGAUCUAGUGUUCUAUGCUUUUGAUGGAUUUUCUAAGCACCAACAACAGGGUGCUGCUAUGGUUAUAGAGAAUAAUGUCCUCUGGUGCUAUAACAUGGUAAACAGUUAAGUAAUUUGACAUUUUGGUUUGGUACUUAUCUGGGUCCACAGGAUGCAUGGAGUCUUUAAAAUGCCCCCCAUUCCACAUCAGCAAUGACAUUAUUUAUUUUCUUAUAUCGUUCAUUGGCUGAUAUUUGUAAUAGUGCUUAGAUCAGGCUUCCCCACACUCCGGCCCUCCAGAUGUUGUUUAACUACAACUCCCAUGAUUCUAUGAAUGGAAUAGGCGGAGAAUCAUGGGAGUUGUAGUUCAGCAACACCUGGAGGGCCGGAGUUUGGGGAAGCCUGGCUUAGACUGACAAUUUAAGAUUUGAAGACUCCAGGUUGCUCUAAAAUGCUAACCACCAGCAUUGGUAACCUUUGUUUCCUUCUUAUUAACAUUCAUUCUCAUUAUCAUACGUUGUUUUGGGUUUACUUUUUAUCCUUAAUUUGUUACCCAUGUUAUGUCAUGCCUUUUUAAACUACCAGCAGAGCUAGAUCCCUGCUGGAACUGUCUUGCAGGAACUAUAUUUACUCGUCCCACACCUACUGAUAAAGGGCUGUGAGGACCACUCACACAGCUUGCUCUUGAAAUAUGGAGAUAUUCUGAGAUUUCCUGGGAGAGAGGUAGACCCACAUAAUUUAUGGGAGCGAUUAAUCCUCUAACAAACUGAGAUAUAGUAUGCAUACUUUUGCCUCUUCUUUGUCAUUCGUGUCCAAAAUAUUUAAGCAUAUGUAAAACAUUUGCAGGGUUAUCCACUAAAGUGAUAAUUAAAAGGGAAUUUCAAAUUUAAAGGAACACUAUAAUGUCAGUAACACAAAUAUGUAUUCCUGACACUAUAGUUUUAAGAUAACCAGAUAUUUUCAGCAAUGCGUGGGUCUCCUCAUAGCUGGCUUUGCCUCCUAGGCUGAGAUCAUCAAAAUAGAUUCUCAGCCAAUCCAAUGCUUUCCUACUGGAAAAGUGUUUUAAGCAACGCUGGACAUCCUCACGCUAUGUGAGGACCCCCAGCGUCACGAAAUCCCCAUAGGAAAGCAUUGAAUAGUUCCAGUGGCCAUGUUCGCGUUCAAGAUGGUUUGCAGCCAAGUACAGCUGGAGACCUUUCAGGAGCUUUGUAGCUGAAUGACUGCCAGAGAGGGGCGCUUUUGGUAGUAGACAUUCGGGAGAAAGGAAGGUACUGAACCAGGGGGAUAGUGAACAGCUUUCUGGAGGGGGUGACUUAUGGAAUUUUUGCAAUUAAAGUGGUGCUCUCACUUCAAAAAUUUAAUUGAGCAUUUCAUAAAAUCUAAAUUUUUGUGAAAUGUUCAUAAAUGAGUGUUUGGAAUUUCAUUUGAAAUUCUAAUGCAGUCACAAAAUAUAAAACACUGUAGGGACCAUGCUGUCUUAUAGUAAAUCCAUAGCUUGAGAAAAGGCAGAGAGCUACUGCUAUCAAGAUUUUGUCACUCCCCACAGCCAUUUCUAGAGACAGCUGUAGCAAUGAGGCAUUGUCUCACUCAUCACAAGAUAUCUGUAAAGGUAAAGGCUUUAAUGGGAUACUCGUGGACAUCAGUUCUGUUCUCUCACAUUUGUUCAAGAGUAUAGCACUGAUGUUGGCAGAUGAAGCUCCAGGAGCUCAAUAUUAAAGAUGCCGGUACCCAUAGGGGACAGCAUCAGUUAGCUAUAACUCACCUGUACUGUACUCAUGGGCCUUGUCACAGUAAGCAGUGAUGUCGUUGGUCUUUGCAAAAUAUGCAAAGACUUCACUAGGUGACAGAGCUGCUUUAAGAGGUAAGGUGUUGCUUUUCUGUACAUAAGGCUUGCAGCAUAACAGCUGGAUUAACCCCUCAACGACUGUGGACAUACUAGGUACGUCUGACAAAAACUGGUAGUUAACCCCUUCCCGACGACAAAAACAGUCAUUAAGGACCUCGGACGUAUCUAGUACAUCCAAGGAAUUCCUACUUGCUUACCGGAUCGCCACCGGCUAUUAGUGUUCUUCUCUGCUCUGAAAGAGUGAUCACAUGGCCGCAAUAGGAGUCCAUAGUGCUGCCUGCAGGGGGACUGGCUGAACUGACAGGCAGUCCCCCUGCUGGUGGAAAAAUAAAAAAUAAAUUAAAUAAAUGUAAAAGUCAUACUAAAUGUAUUUUAUUAAUAUAUAUUUAUUUAUUACUGCUAUUUAUAAAGCGCCAACAGAUUCCGCAGCGCUGUACAAUAUAUACGUGUGUGUGUGUGUGUGUGUGUGUGUAUGUGUAUAUAUAUAUAUAUAUAUAUAUAUAUAUAAUAGUAAUACAAAUUAAAAAUAAGUGUAAUUUAAUUCUAACUGUAUUUUAAAUAUAUACAUUUUUGUAUCAAAAUACACUUAGAAUGAAGUUACCGUAUUUAUCGGCGUAUAACACGCACCUCAUUUUAAGAAAGAAAUUUCAGAAAAAAAACCCUUAAAUUUCAAAUAAAGAACUUCUUACCCCCUUCUUACUCCCCCCCCCUCUUCUUACCCCCUUUCUUACCUCUUCUUACUUCCUCUUACCCCCUUCUUACUCCCCCUCCCCUCUUCUUACUCCCCCCUUUCUUACUUCCCCUACCUCCUCCCCUUUCUUUACUUCCCCCCCCCUUCCUCUUCUUCCCCCCUCUUCUUCCCCUCCCCUCCUCUUUCUUCCCCCUUUCUUACUCCCUCCCUCUUCUUACCCCCCCUCCCCUCUAUUUAUCUUACUCCCCUUCUUUCUUACCCCCUCCCCUGUAGCAUGGCCGAGCUGCUUUGCUGUCCGCGGUGGCCGGCCGGAGUGAUAGGAAGGUGCACGCUCAGUGUGCACCUUCCUGUCAGUCCGACCGGGUACAGGAAACAGAAACCUACAGGAGAGGUGAGAACCAACUGCAGCCGCCUGACCACUCUUGACAGAGCGCUCAGGCGGCUGCAGCAUUUAAAGGGCCGGCGUAUAACACGCACCCAUAAUUUUCCCCCUAUUUUCAGGGAGAAAAAGUGCGUGUUAUACGCCGAUAAAUACGGUAUAUACAUGAGUGGAUCACUGGCUUUGCAUCUUUUCCUAAGUUGUGUUUCAAAGCUGUUGUGUAUCGCAAACACAGAUUCAAAGGAAUCCAUGUCUAAAAUAGAAUGAGGCAAAAAUGUGAUUCUUUGAUAAGCUAAUUUGCAUAUGCCCACCAAGAAUCCUUUGCGGUAGUAACAUCCCUGCAAAUUUGUUAUUUCUGUGGGAAAAGUAAGUCUUAUGGCUUGACUGGUGUGAAGAGUUUUGUUUUACAUUGUAUUAACUAUCUAUGUAAAUAUAAAUAAAAAUACAAAAUUGAAUCUUGAAUCCUUUUUAAACAAUCUCAAGAACAUACCAUGGCAAAGAUUAAGCCUAAUCCAAGAGCUAGACUCUGCCAUAGCAUUUUUUCAGUCUGAGCUCUUUCGUGUUUGGAAUUUGCAUGCCCCUCGGCAUAAAGUGUAAAUAAAAGGGACACACCUGCCCUGGGUUACAGCUGACCUCAUUUAAAUGUACCAGUUUAGAGAUUCACUGUGGUCAAAGUUCAAGCGUACUGGCUCCACGAAUGAUCACUGUGCCUACAGACAUUGGCGAAAUGCAUGCACAAAACAAAAAAAGUGUCAAAGGCCCAAUAUUUUUAGUGAAAAUUUGAACAAUAAAAUUUCAAACCCCAGAAACUUUUGGAAACUCAUAGAUAGCAUACAAACCCCCACAAUCUACUUCCAACACUCCACUGUCAAAAUGGACAACCAAACACUUCAACACCCCCUAGAUGUAGCACAUGCCUUUAAUAAUUACUUUGUUGGAUGUGCUACCACCCUCGUUGCUAAGAUAACGAAUGACACUCAUUUUCCAGACCACAAAUAAAGAUCAGGCCCUGCCAAAUCUUCAAAACACUCUUAUAGAGAAAUGAAAUUUUAGAUCUGUGCCUGUUGGUGUCGCUUUCGUCCAAAUCACUCAACUUCGACUGCCCUCUUUAAAAGUUUGCAAUGACAUCCAAAUUGCCAUGGAACAAGGAGACUUAACUGGAGCUAUUACCUUGAUUUUGCCAAGGCCUUUGACACAGUAGACCAUGGCAUUCUUUUGCAAAAAUGUAAAAACUCAGGCAUUGGUGAUCGUCCGCUAACCUGGUUUCGAUCAUAUGUUUCAGACCGAUUGCAAUAUGUGGCCAUUUCUGAUAGCACCUCCUUCUUCCAGUCACGUGUGGUGUUCCCCAAGGCUCCAUACUCUGCCCCCUGCUAUUCACGGUAUUUAUAAUUGAUCUGCCUAAUGUGUGCAACUGUACACAUGUAUGAAGAUGACACUGUAAUCUACGCUAGAAAACCCAAUCUACAUCAGCUUGAGGCUGUGCUCCAAAACCAAUUCAGAGGUAGAAAGGUGAAUAGCUGUUAACAAACUCUCUUCCUAAACACUGACAAAACUGUUACAAUGAUCUUUGGAACUGUAACUAAAUUAUGUAAACUACAAAAUCAACAACUAUGUAUCAGAACAAAUUCAAAUAGCACACCGACGGCAGUCUGUUCUUUCAAAUAUCUAGGUAGGUUGCUAGACCCCAAUCUAUCCUUUGACCUUCACAAAAAUCUCUUCAAAACUUUACCCAAAACUAAGUGCCCUGUACAGAAACAAUUCCUGCCAAUGCCCUACAGUAAGGAAACAGUGCAACAAAUGCUAAUACUGGUCAUUGAUUAUGGGGAUGUCGUGUAUGCACCUGCAUUGCAAACCCACCUGAAUAAACUUAAUACGUUAUAGAAUUCGUUCUGCCGCUUUGUACUAGAAUGUAAUUACUUUACCCACUAUUGUAACAUGUUAAGAGCUAAACUGGCUAUUGCUAGAAUCCCGACGCACUCUUUAUCUUUCCAGCUGUUCCCACCUCCAUCCCAGUACUAGCACGAUAUUUAGCAUACCGCAAUACAAAAAUAAAGUGGCUCUAUAAUCAUUUUCUUACAGAGCACUGCAAUUAUGGAAUAACCUCAGGGACACAGUCAAAUCUGCAUUCACUCUAAAAUCUUUUAAGAGAUCUAUGGCAAUAUACCUCAGCACAGAAUGCACCUGUCAUGGUUGAAUAUAUUUAUUAUUUAUGUGUUACAAUACACACACAUGUAUAUAAAUCUAUUGUAAUAUUGUAUCGUAUUGUAACAAUGCAAACGAGAGAAAUCUCAAUGUAUCAAUCCUGGUAAAAUAUUUUAUAAAUAAAUAUGUUUAUAUAUUUUAAAUUCUAUGUGCAUAUUUAUGUAAUAUUUUUACAUAAUUAAGUAAUUUUAUUGAUUACAAUUUGGGGGACCUGUCUGACAACAUGGGUCGAAAGUCCAGAGAAUUUAAUUUGCUUGCGCUAUAUUUAACCCUGUAACUUUCCAUGAGAGCCUAAAACCUGUACAUGGGGGUACUGUUUUACUCAGGAGACUUCGCUGAACACAAAUAUUAUUUCAGAACGGCAAAACCUAUCACAGCGAUUAUAAUGUCAGUGAAAGUGACGUUUUUUGCAUUAUUCACACACAAACGGCACUUUCACUGAUCUCAUUGUUGUGAUACGAUUUACUGUUUUGAAACACUAAUAUUUAUGUUCAGCGACGUCUCCUGAGUAUAACAGUACCCCUCAUGAACAGGUUUUAUAGUGUUUUUGAAAGUUACAGUGUCAAAUAUAAGGCUGGAUUUUUCACACUUCAAUUUGCCAGAUUGGUUAUGUUGCCUUUGAGAGCGUAUGGUAGGCCAGGAAUUAAAAUUACCCCCAUGAUGGCAUACCAUUUGCAAAAGAAGACAACACAAGGUAUUGCAAAUGGGGUAUGUCCAGUCUUUUUUUUUUUUUUUAGUAGUCCCUUCGUCACAAAUAGUGAUGUCCCGAACGGUUCGCCACGGACUCAUCAUUGAGUAAACUUUGACCCUGUACCUCACAGUCAGCAGACACAUUCCAGCCAAUCAGCAGCAGACCCUCCCUAACAGACCCUCCCACCUCCUGGACAGCUCACUAAGAAUGCAGCUUCACAUUGGAUGCUGUCUGGGAGGGAGGGUCUGCUGCUGAUUGGCUGGAAUGUGUGUGCUGACUGUGAGGUACAGGGUCAAAGUUUACUCAAUGAUGAGUGCGCGGCGAACCGUUCGGGACAUCACUAGUCACAAACACUGGUCAAAGUUAGCGUUUAUAAUUGUUUUUUUUUUUUGCAUUUUAGCACACAAACAAAUUUAAAUGCUAAUUUGGGCCAGUGUUUGUGACUAAGUGGGUACUAAAAAAGACUGGACAUACCCCAUAUUUGAAUACCCUAGGUUGUCUACUAGGUUUUUUUUUUUUUUUCAUCAUAAUUUAUAAAAAAAAAGUUUAUAGUAAAUUAUAUGAUGAAAAUAAUGGUAUCUUUACAAAGACCAUUUAAUGGUGAGAAAAAUGGUAUAUAAUAUGUGUGGGUACAGUAAACAAGUAAGAGGACAAUUACGGCUAAACACAAAAUGUAAUGUAAAAACAGCCCUGGUCCUUAACGGUAAGAAAAUAGAAAAACGGCCUGGUCACUAAGGGGUUAAGGUCUUUUUCGGAUUUUUGUGUGUUUAUAGAAAACACACACUAUAUCUGCAGAUACAAGGUCACAUUUUGAGAACUGGUAAUCCAAGCAUCUGUGAUCAUAUCUUUUUAGACUGAAAAAAAACUGUCUAAAAUAAUCUUAUAGGAACCUGUGGGAGAACAUGACAUUGUGAGUGAAUUUAUGGGUUCUUAAAAAAAAAAAAAAAGACAGCCCUGGGUUAAUCCAGCCUCUAGUGGCUGUCUCAUUGACAGCCGCUGGAGGCGCUUGCGUGCUUCUCACUGUGAAAAUCACAGUGAGAAGACGCCAGCGUCCAUAGGAAAGCAUUGUAAAUGCUUUCCUAUGAACUGGCUGAAUUCGCGCGCGGCUCCUGCCGCGCAUGCACAUUCAGCCGAUGACGUCGCUAUGAAGGAGAAGAGGAGGAGAGCUCCCUGCCCGGCGCUGGAGCAAGGUAAGAUUUUAACCCCUUCCUCUCCCCAGAGCCCGGCGGGAGGGGGACCCUGAGGGUGGGGGCACCCUCAGGGCACUAUAGUGCCAGGAAAACGAGUAUGUUUUCCUGGCACUAUAGUGAUCCUUUAAAUCAUUGAUUUUUGUCCACACUAGUUUACACUAUCUACUGAUGUUUGACAUAGAACCUGGGGAUAGUGCCGUUAACCUGCAGUUAGUAUACCCAGUUUGUAGUGAUUAUGGUGCUUAAAGUGCCCCUUUAAAUAUUGCUUGCUUACUUUUUUAGAUUACUAUACUAACUGAAACUUCUUGUUUGUGCCAUCAAGUUCCUGCUGUUGGUUCAAUGGAGUAAUAAAAUUGGCUGUCUAAAAAAAAAAAAAAAAUUUCAUAAAGAUAAAAUCUUUAUGAAUACACUGCACACCAAGUAGCAAUGUCAUAUUUAGGGAUGUUUCCAAGAUACACAAAGAUUCCAUAAGGUGACAGAGCCACUUUAUAUGCUGUGCCUGCUGAUCAAAUAAAGUGAAGGAGUUGGGGAGUGACUCAUGUGCAAGCUACCCAUAGCACUCAAACAAUGCUGUGUUGUUCAUGUCCAAGAUCAAGAGCAUUAAUUUAUGAAAAUUAACUGAAAAGGGCACUGUCAGUUAUGGAAACUUUGCUGCCCCCCUCCCCCCAGACUUUCAAGUGACAUGUAUGGUGGUAGUUGGGGGGGGAGCAGUUAAAGGGAAACUCCAGGCACCGAGACCAUUCCUGCCCAUUGGAGUGGUCUGGGAGCCAACUCCCACUACCCUUAACCCUGCAAGUGUAAUUAGUGCAGUUUUUCAUAAACAGCACUAAUUGCCUAGCAGGGUUAAGUCCUCCUCUAGUGGCGUGUAAUGCACGCACGGCCAUUGCUGUGCGGAUAUGGAGAGCCUUACAUAGAAAACCCCCCCCAAAACUGAACAAAACAACCUCAAACCUCCACAAGUAAUAUAUCAUUGGAAAGGUUUGGUCCAAGUGCCAAUUCUGGCAAGAGUGCUCGGAUCCAUGAGGAAUUGGCUAAAUACCACUGGAUUAAAGUUCUGACCAUCCAUUCGUUGAAUCUUGGCUGAAAUGAAUUCCUCAAGUUCAGUGCCUAUGGUCGGUCAUUUUAUGGGGGCGCUCUUGUGCAGUGGCAAAAGCGAGCUCCCCCUGGCUUUUAGGGAGCGAUUGUUUCAUAGUGUCUGUUGUACCUUCCCUCCAAUUGAUGACUUUCUGGACACAGUAGAACAGGGCUCAACAAAUCACAGGUACCAGGUGGCCAUGGCGACUAGAAAUUUUGCCCUGGCACCUAGGAUUUGUCAGCCCUUUACCGGCUUAUCAAGCAAUGGGGUCAGCCGCCCGCCCUGGAGAGUAUGGAAGCGGCCGGCUCAUGGAGCAUUGUAGCCGGCCACCCUGGGUUACGUGGAGGCGUCAGACUCGGGCAGCCGCUAGGGAGCAGUGAUCUUACUGUAGCUCCUCUCUGCUCUAUAUGAUAUAAUUCCGGCACUGGCAUUACUACAGACAGUGCGGAGCUGCAGGUAGAUUACUGCUCCCACACAUGCAAGAUGAGCGAGCAGCCCAACUGAACCCCAGGGAAAGAUCUACUCCGCUCUCCCAAAAGUAAGGAGGCUAGGUGGAUUAAAAUUAAAAAUGUGAGAAAAUGUGUGUGCAUGUCUGUCAGUGUAUGUUUGCCUCUUUCAGUGUGUGUCAGUGUUUGUGUGUGUGUGUCUGUUUAGGUACCUGCCCCCCUCCGAUCACAUGAAAAGUGUUUUUACUCACCUUUUUUCCCCAACACUGCCGGUUUUGCCACGGUUUGUCUCGCCUCCAUAGUUUAGAUGAUCAAUCUUUAUGAUCUCCACUAAGCCAAUGCUUUCCCAUACGAAAGCAUUGGGAGGACAUUGUACAUGUUCUCUAUGGGUAACAUUCAGCGCCUCCAUGCAGAGCACAAGAUUCUCUAGUGGCCGUCUAAGUGAUUAUUACUAGAGGUCUUAGGAGGCAGCAGUGUAAACACUGCAUUUUCUUUGAAAAAGACUAUAAUCACAGGCUGUAGGCCCCAGAACAGCCACAAUAAUCUCUAGUGGUUCUGGUGACUUUAGUGUCCCUUUAAAAAAACAAAAAACAAAAAAAAACAACUUUUUUUUCACUGGCUCCUAGAUUCCAAACAAAUUCGUCAAGCCCUGGAGUAGAAGUAGGGGAAAACAAGGAUGGAACUUGACCCCGAGGUGAUGCUUAUUACGGCCGAGCUAGAGUUCCAGACAAUUACAGCUAGGUCCUGCUGAAGUCCUGAUGGUUUACUCCGGCUCCCUGGGACCACUGGUAUGAUGGGAAAGAGCGCUUUCGGUGUAGAAGGGAAGAUAUGAUGUCACUGCUGCCUGGCAUCAUUACAGAGAGCACGAGGGAGCAGAGAGGAGAUGUAGGUAGAUUACUGCACCCUCGCAUGCAGGAAGAGAGCAGCCCCACUGGACCCCAGGGAAAGACCCACUCAGCUCUCCCAAAGGUAGGGAGGCUGAAUGGUUUUCAAUUGUGGGGGGUGGGAGCCUGUCAGAGUGGCUGAGUGUGAGCGUGUAGGUGCGCCUGUCACAUGGUGCAGCAGUCAGCCAGGACUCUCUAGUGUCCAUCUGAGUGACUGUUACUAAGCAGCAAUGUAAACACAGCGUUUUCAGGCAGUGUUUACACUGAAAGCCUGAAGGGACAGGCUAUAGACACCAGAACAACUACAUCAAGCUGUAGUGCUUCUGGUGACUAUAGUGUCCCUUUUAAGAAUUGCAUUUUCUCAUUGAAAAUGACUGGCUACUAACUUUUUUUUUUUUUAGCUUGCUCCUAGAAUCCAAACAAAUCUGCCAAGCCCUGCUUUAAUGGACCACUAUAGGAACCCAGACCACUUCAGCUUAAUGAAGUGGUCUGGGUGCCAGGUCCAUCUAGGAUUAACCCUUUCUUCUAUAAACAUAGCAGUUUCAGAGAAACUGCUAUAUUUACAAUUGGGUUAAUCCAGCCUCUAGUGGCUGUCUCAUUGACAGCCGCUAGAGGGACUUCCGCACUUCUCACUCUGAUUUUCACAGUGAGAAGACGCCAGCAUCCAUAGGAAAGCUCCUGCCGCGCAUGCGCAUUCAGCCGAUGACGGCGAUAUGGAGAAGGAGGAGAGUUCCCCACCCGGCGCUGGAGAAAGAUGUAAAUUUAACCCCUUUCACCCUCUAGAGCCCGGCAGGAGGGGGGCACUGAGGGUAGGGGGGACCUAGAGACCCUAUAGUGCCAGGAAAACAAGUGUGUUUUCCUGGCACUAUAGUGGUCCUUUUAAGGAGACAUUUUGGAAUAAACAACCGGUACUGCCACAUUAAUAUACAUAUAUUAUUAAAACAUUGGAACACCACCUAUUAUUGUCAACACCUCUGCUCCCCAACAGCAAACUCCAUCAUUUAAACAAUUGCCAUACUUAUCUGUAAUACAACACUUGUUUUUUUUUUGUCCAUUCCAAUACUUAUACCUUCAAAUUUCAAAAAUCUUAAAGGAACAAUGGAGCAUUAGGAAUAAAAACUAUUUUUAAUGCUUUGCUUCCCUGGGCCAUAGGUGUAAAUUUUUAUUUAUUUGUUUAAUUUUUUUUUUUUUUUUUUUAAAUGUAAUGCUGUCAUUGACAGAAUUAAAUUAGAGAUGGGACUAGCAGAGUAUCCAUCUUCGUUUCUCGCGAACAUUGUCAAUAUCCAGUACCAGGGUAAAACCUUAAGUGCCAAGGAAGAGGAGAUGGCAGUGACAUGGGUAUCCAUAAUUCUCUACGGCCAACUAUGAUAAAAUUAAAAACUAAGGGAGGACCACUAUAGGGUUAAAUGUGCACACACAGGUUGUGGAUAGGUGGCGCUAUAGAAUUAUGAUAUUAAAGUGAAUUUAGCUGCUAUACACUCUGUGGGUACUCCUAAAAAACCCAACAUACAUAGAAAUCACCAAAAAAACAACAAAGGAAAAUUUCAGAUUUAUCAGGUAUCUAUCCCUUUAAACCCUCAAUUUCCAUGAGUGUAGCGCUUCAGGAUAAAUUUAAAAGUGGUGAAUAUGUGUAUAUAGUGCCAAAAAAGCACUUACAUCUAUACAAUGCUUGUAUUCCCGUGUAUAUAUAGGGAAGAAAGAAAACAAAUAUAUACAAAUAAUAGUGCAAUAUGUCUAAAAAAUUAAUUGUUUAAAUUGUAUAUGUGAGUUAUAAUGUAGAUUAACUCACAUUUUUUAGAGCCCUUUGCAGUGGUAAGGCUCUAAACUUCCAAGCGUCUGUGUCUUUUGGGUAGACCACACAACCCCUCUCUCUCAGUGAUGGAACGUCUGUUGCUCUCCAGAGUGUAUAAGAUGAAACAGAGAAAGAACGUCCAAACUAAGUGUAGUAUUUUAAAAUACCAAUAUAUAUCAGUGUAGAUAAAAUCCAGAAAAGUGCUCACCUUAUUUAGAGCCUUUUUAUAACUGGCUCUAAGUAUGUAGGUUCAGUGUCAGUUUAUAGGGUGACACUAUCCCUUUCUUGAAUCACUUGUGCAGGAUGCAGGAAGUGUAGUAUAUAACAAAUAUGUUUAUUAUCAGUAUUAAAAUGUAUACAGACUAUUAUAAAAACAAAAAAUAUAUAAAAACAUAUAAAUAAUACUAAUGUAUUAAGUGGUCUGGCGUAGAUCCACUUGCAUCUAGGGUUAACCCUGCAGAGUGCUAUAUUUACACUUGGGUUAAUCCAGCCUAUAGUGGCUGUCUCACUGACAGCCGCUAGAGGCGCUUCCGCGCUUCAUACUGUGAUUUUCACAGUGAGAAGAUGCUGCAGUCCAUAGGAAAGCAUUCAGCGCUGACGUCGGAAGAGGGAGGAGAGAUCCCCAGCACCGAGAGAUCCCGGCACUGGAUAAAGGUAAGUGUUUAACCCCCUAACUCUCUUGAGCCCGGCGGGAGUGGGGCCAUGAGGGUGGGGGGGACCUAUUAACACUAUAGUGCCAGGAAAACAAGUUUGUUUUCCUGGCACUAUAGUGGUCCUUUAAUAAUUUGUUUGUAGAUGAUGUUUUAAAGAAAGUCACACCAGGGAACUGGUGUAAGUCACUUAAGCACAUGGUUUUCCUAAAUUAUUUCACUUUAAACAGCAGUGGCUGCAUCUGCUGGCUUUCGAAAGAAUAUUCUCUUCCUUUAGACGUGUUCAUUAUAAAUUUAGAAAUCGGUGGGGGCUAAAUAAAGCAGGAGAGCUCAUUUUGCUUUUCCAGAUUCUGAACAAACCAGAGCAUGAAGAUGAUUGAGCUGCAGGAGACAGCGCUUUAAAGGAUUUAUUUAUUUUAUAGGGUCAGGAACACAAACCGGUAUUCCUGACCCUAUAGUGUUAAAACCAAAAUCUACCUCCCACCCGAAACCCCUCUGCUUCCCUAAAUAUGGUGGUGUGAUUUAUGUAGUGUGGACCUUUGGAUGCAGGGUUGUAUCUGUGUGUAGUGUUAGCGAAAUGCUAAGGUGUGUGUGUGUGUGUGUAUAUAUAUGCACAUACAAAGACCCAUAGGUACACAAAUGCAGUUACAUAGAAAAUCAUACACCUGUACAGACACACAAGCACAGACACAUACAGAUAGACACACUGAUACAAACACACACACACAAACAGAUACAUAUACACACACUGACACAUACAGAUGCACAUAUACCAACAAACAGAUACAGACAUGCAGACACACAUGUAUAAGUGUGUGUAUGCAGUGUGUUUGUAUAGUGGUUAAGGGUGUGAGGGAGAGAGAGGGGGGUGAUGUGAUGGGGAGGGGGACGGACUAAAUAUCUUAAUUCCCUGGUGGUCCAGUGGCCAUAAUAUCUGGUGAGCUGCAGACCAUGACUCUCGUGAGACCCAGUCAGAGCGUUGCCGUGGUAACCCGCGGCAAAGCUCUGAUUGAUCAGAUCUCGCUAGAUACAUGGUCUGCAGCUCUGCACACUGCUGAGCUGCAGACCAGUGUCUGCAAUGGGCGCAGGAGUGGCAUCUAACCCGGUGGCAUAUCGAGCAAGCCGCCGGGCCCCGUCCUGGUGUUGAGUCCUCGGUCAGUGACCCAGGACCCGACAGUCUGCACCAGGCACCCCCUUAGUGAGUGACACCUGGGGUGGACCGCCUCCCCUACCCCCUCCCUCAUUAUGCCGCUGCUGUAAUAUAAACACUGUAUUUUCUCUGAAAAAAUAGUGUUUACUGCAAGAAGCCUGAAGGUAAUGAUUCUACUCACCAGAACAAAUACAAUAAGCUGUAGUUGUUCUGGUGACUAUAAUGUAUGUGCCUUUAAGCUUUUCUUGUCUGAUGGGGUGUGCGUGGUCUGCAACAAUGUCUAGGUAGGUGUUAAAGUAACAUCCACAUAAAUGACAGAAACAAGGUUUUCCUGCAGAACAUUGCCCAGAGCAUAACACUGCCUUUGGCGGUUUGCUUUCUUCCCAUAGUGCAUCCUGCUGCCAUAUCUUCCCCAGUAAACCAACACACACAAACGGCCUUAUCUAAAAGAAAACUUAAUUGAUCAGACCAGGCAACCCUGUUCCAUUGCCCAAUGGUCUAGUUCUGGCAUACAUGUCCCGAUUUAAGGUACUUUCUGCGGUGGACAGGGGUCAGCAUGGUCACUUUUAUGUUUGCAACUACACAGCUCCAUAUGGUACAAACUGCAAUGCACUGUGUGUUCUGAUGCUUUAUCAUGGCCAGCAUUAGGUGUUUUCAGCAAUUUGAACUACAGUAGCUCUUCUGUGUUCUCGGACCAGACCGUGCUUCCCCUGGACAUCAAGACCCUGAUGUUGGUUCAGCGGUUGUCCUUCUUUGCACCAGUUUUGGUAGGUACUAACCACUGCGUACUGAGAACACCCCACAAGACUUGCUGUUUUGAUAAUACUCUGAUCUAGUCAUCACUAUUUGUCCUUUGUCAAAGUCACUCUGGUUUUUUUUUUUUCUCUUUACCAUUUUUCCUGCUUCGAUCACAUGAACCUCAAGAAUUGACUGUUCACUUGCUGCCUUGUAUAUCCCACCCCUUGACAGGUGCUGUUGUAACAAUAUAAUCAAUGUUAUUAACUUCACCUUUCAGUGGUUUUAAUGUUGUGACUGAUCAAUGUAUGUAUGCUAUAUAAUGUUGUUUUAGUUAAAUAACACAAUUCAAGUAGUUCUCCAAAUAUGAUUGAUUAACCUAUUAAUCCAAAAUUAAUUCUGAAAUAGCUGUUUAAUCUGACAGGUUAUCAUUCUAAAUAUAUCUUCAUCUAGUUGCAAAUAUUAAAGGUUAUAACUGCCAGCAAGAAUGGGUCUUUCAAUUUACAAAUCAUAAUUUAAAUCCUGACUAGUGAUUUAAAUCAAACCCACCUGCCUCAAUUGUAUUCAUUUAAAAAAAAAUCUUUUUACUUACCUUUUCGGAUGCAAAGACUCCCUCUGCACUGAUUACCUCUCUGCCACUUAUGACAUCAUACAGAAGCGAUGGAGACCUCAUGCACAUCCAUGCUUUCAUAGGAAAAUGAAUCCAUGCUUUCCUAUGGUGGCUCCCACAUCAUGUGAUCAUUUUACUCCUUUAAAGAAUGGUGUCUGGAAACCAUUGCAUAAAUCUCCAAAAAUAACCUACAACUUCAACUUAUUGAUUUAUUUUAAAUAAACUGGAUGAUUUUCAAAACAUGUCAUAUAAUGCUGAACAGAAAUGAAGUAUAACCUGUUCAAAAAUGAGAGGCUCAAUAUCCACCCAUCUCAUUAUCUAGGCAAAAGGUGUGACCUUUCCUGAAUCAUACCAACUAUUUAGUAUUCAAGGUUCUUGCUGAACUUUUUUUUUUUUUUAAUUAAUUUAUUUUUUAGACUAAAUGCAUUUCUGCCACAAAUGCUUGUGUAUUCUUAGAUACUGUUCAGUGUAGUGAACCGCAUGCGUAGUUAUGUGUGUAUGUGUUUUUUGACAGAAAUGGCUUUUUUUCUAUGCUCUAUACAACAGUAAGAAAUACUCAUUGUGAGUCCAAAUGUUUUCAACCGUUGUCUUCAUUUCUGUUCUUUGGAUCAUACAGUUGCGUGCAUGUACAAAUAUUACAAAUAACUAAAAGCUGCCCCAAGUGACAGAGGGUAGUCCCAAGAAUUGAUUGAUAAUUGGGAUUUAACCCUGCUGGCACCGAAUGCAAACUAUGUUCCAUGCCAUUCUAACAGCAUUCAAAGCCCAUCAUUUUUAGGACAGCAAAGUACGUACUAAAGUCGUUAAACAGAAUAGAGGACUGUCUGUAAUUAAAACAAAUGUAUUUAGAGAAGCACAUCAUAAAGAGUUUGUCUACACCAGUGUUUCUCAAUUAGUGGUAUGUGUACAACAGAGCAAUGCAAUAAGGUGAGCAUUAUGGGGAUCAUGCCUCUCCACUGGCUGGUUUGCAGCCCUUCAUACCACUGCCUUUUUCUUUGUGUAUAUCAAACAAGAUGUGUGAUAUCUGUGUGAUAUCUUGUACGCCUAAUCAAGUCUUUACUCACGUUCAUGUUACAAUGUGUUUGUGCUGCAAAAUAUUUUAUAAUGCAUGUGACUUCUGAUAAAUGUACGAAGCCCCUGUACUAGAAAACUAAUCAUUCAUAAAAGUUGUAAUUUAAUAGUUAUUUAAAAAAUUUUUUUUUUCUUUGUUUUUUUUAGAGAUGCUGCUAAAUACCCUCUUAAACAAUGACUGGAUGGUUUCAGGUAUGUGAUUUUUUUUUUUUUUUUUUUUUUUUUUUUUUUUUUUUUUUUUUUUUUUUUUUUUUUUUACCACUCUUAUCAAGAGCAGUUGUAGGCAACCCGUGCUUUUGAUGAACUGCACAUCUUUGAUCCACCAUUAGCAUGUGUUAAACUCAUUACCCACUAAUUGGAUCAUUGGAAUUAUUUAUCUAUAAAUUUUGGAACAAAACCAAGAAAAAAAACAUCCUGUAUACACUUAGUGUUCCGAUGCACAGAGGGUUAUGGUAAGGACAAUUGCUUUUAUUUGAAAAUAAAUUGGAUAAAAGUCACUUUAUUAGUUUAAAUUCAGAAAAGGAAUAAAUCGGCCACAAAUAAUGAAUGAAAAAUAUACAAAAAACUUAAAAAUGUUUUAUGUGAAAAAAUAGAUGUGCAGAGUUAAAAACUGGUCAACAAAAAGGGAAGUAUGUCUCCGUGUCUGACAAUUACAUGCACUCACUGGUACUAGAAGUGCAUAUUUGUAGAUUUUAGAAUCUGUUCCCACUAAUUCUGAGCUAUGUAGGCUAUACUGAAGUAUAAAAAGUCAAUUUCAUAGUUGCCAAUACAGUGUAACCUUGUAUCGCAGUGGUUCCCAAACUUUUUAGGUUCAAGGCGCCCUUAAUAUUUUUCCAAGGCACCCCAAGUAAAAAAUAAUUAUUUUUUUUUAAAAAUUCUGGGUUGUGUAUUUUUUUUUUUUUUGUAAUAUAUAAUCUUUAUUCGGAGACAUCAACUCCGCUUUUUUUCUUUUUUUUAACACAAUAGAAUUAACAACAGAGAAAAAUACAAAUAACAAAACAUCCCGUAUAAAACAUGUACAGUAAGAUACACAUAACAUCCUUAACAUCAUUACUUUUUCCAUAAAAGUUUGAAGUAGUAUAGUUACGUUUAGUAAAACACCUAUGUUGUUUAAAAAUCUCACUGUAAACAACUCACAUACAAAAGGACAUGACAGGACAAAACAUCAAAUGGUCAUAUGAGGUCACUCUUACUAUAGUAUCAAUAUCAACUUAGGCCCAGAGAAAUUUAGGACAUAUAUCUAUAAGUCAACAACAGCCUCCAACUUCGCCAACCAGGAGUUAUAGCGUUCUUGAUAUUUUAUAUUUAACCCAGCUUCCAUUUUCAAUUGAUAUUUAAUUUGUUCCUUAACUAUGGGCCAGGAGGGCACUAACUCCAUUUUCCAAUACCUUGCAAUAGAAAGUUUCGCGGCUAGUAGUAUAUGCAAGAUAACCGGCAAUGAACUACCACUAACCUGGUGGAUAUCUAAUUGCAAAAGGCAUAUCUGUGGUACCAAAGGUAAAUCAAUCAAAGUAAUAAGUUUUAUCCUAGAUAAGAUCAUUUUCCAAAACUUCUGUAUAUACCUACAGUCCCACCAUAUAUGUAGAUAGUUCCCAAAUUCCACAUUGCAUCUCCAGCAAUUGGCGUUACCUAAAUUACUAAACUUCUUGAUUUUACUGGGGACCAUAUACCACCUAUUUAUGAUUUUAAAAUGGCAUUCCACCAGAUUAAGACAGUGGAUAUGUUUAUAGGUAAGAUUUAAAGCUUCUCUCCAUUGGUUACAAGUAAUCUGAUUUCCCAAAUCACUUUGCCAAGAAUUAAUUAUAGCUUCUAAGGGUUCAUCUGAGUUUUUUUGUAAUAGGUUUAAUCCCAUAGAUAAUAGUUUUUUUGGAGAAUCCCUAUCGAGGAUAUUUCCCAUGUCCCUUAAGCGAUCACACCUUUCUGUGGUAACAUAUUGGUGACAAAAGCCUUUUAGUCUAAGGUAAUUGAAAGUCUCCUUAUUGUCUAUUUUAUAUGUUUGUUUUAAAGUUUGGAAAUCCAUCCAUCCGUUUCUAUCCCUUAAAUCUUGAAAUUUGUAUAUGCCUUUUUCAAUCCAGCUUUUUACAUUAAAAUUAGUCAUAUAGUAAGCUAUAUUUCUUAAAGAAAGGGAAGGGAUUAACUUAUUAUAAAGACCUAGUGAAUUUUUAGUUUUUUUCCACCCCCUUAGAACAUUGUUCAGAAUAACACUUGAUGAAAUGGGGCUUACUCUAUGAUCGGUUUGUAAUUUUAGGGGCCAAAAGAGCACAGACAACUCUAUCGGUGAACCCUCAGUUGAAAUAAGAUCUUGUUCUAUUUUGUACCAUAUCUCAUUCUUGCUAUCAUUUAGUUGAGUAAUGAUUGCGUGUGUAAAGGUCGCAGCAUUUUGGAAGUCUUUUAGAAUAGGGACCCCCAGGCCCCCCUUUUUCACUUUUAAGGCUAAGCGUUUUUGGGAUAUUCUUGGAGGCUUAUGUAACCAUAUAAAUUUAUUCAAUAGGGAUUGAGCUAGGGUCAACCAGCUGUCCGGGCACGGUAAUGCCACCAUUCUAAAUAGAUAAACCCAUUUUGGGAUAAUAUAAGAUUUAACUACAUUGAUACGGCCCCACCAUGAGAUCUCUAAAUUUUUCCAAUUUUUUAGUUUCUUUGCCGUAGUUCUAAGAAGAGAUAGGAAAUUGAGUUCCAUGAUAAUAUUAACGUCAUUUGCUAUAUCAAUUCCCAAAUAAUUAAAAGAAACCUCCGCCCAAUUAAAUUCAUAUCUCUGCUUAAGUAUUGCCCUUGUAUUCUGAGGGGUAUUCAUUAGUAAUGCAGUCGACUUAUUGACAUUAAUUUUAUAGCCUGAGUGUAAAGCGUAUUCAUCUAAGGUAUUAAAGAAAGCUAUAGAGGAGUUUAAGGGAUCUGCUAGAGUUAAUACAAUAUCGUCAGCAUACAUUGUUAAUUUAAUGCAGUCAUUUUUAAAAUUAAGGCCCUUUAUUGCCUCGUUUUUCCUUAUUGCUACCGCUAGAACUUCUAUUGUCAAUAAGUAGAGAAGAGGUGAGAGCGGGCAGCCCUGUCUCGUCCCGUUUUUCAACGAGAAAAAAUCUGAGCUGAAUCCCGCUCCCACAACUCUUGCAGAAGGAGUUGAAUACAAGGCCAGUAUUGCUUUUCUUAUAUUCCCAAAAAAGCCAAAAGUUUGUAGGACCGCAUCGAGGAAAUCCCACCUGACCCUGUCGAAUGCUUUCUCAGCAUCUAAAGACAGGAUCAGGAGGGUGUAUUUCCUCGAUUGGGCCCAAUCUACUACAUCUAUGAGACGUCUGACAUUAUAUGCCGAGGAGCGUUUGGAGAUAAAGCCCACUUGGUCCCUAUGGAUUAUAUCUAUCAUAAUUCCAUUUAAUCUACUUGCCAUUAUUGAGGAGUAAAGUUUUAAAUCCUCAUUCAAUAACGAGAUAGGUCUAUAAUUGGUUAUUAACUCUGAGGACUUUUGUGGUUUGAGAAUAGGGACCAAGUUAGCUCUCAGCAUCUCCGGCGGGAUAUUACCUUUCAACAUAAACUCGUUAAAUAUAUCCCUUCAGGUAUUUGCUAAGUUUUCUUUCAAAGAUUUAUAAAAUUUAUUUGUAAAACCGUCCGGACCUGGAGACUUAGAGAUUUUCAAUCUAUCUAUGGCUUGGUUGACCUCUUCCAGGUUUAUAGGGUCAUUUAAAUUUUGUAGUUGAGAUUUCGUUAUUUUUGGCAGAUUUAACUUCUCUAAAUAUUCUAAGAGAUUAACUGAGGUAUGUCUGUCUGGAAGAUUAUAUAGUUUAGUAUAAAAUGCUUGGAAAGCCUGACCUAUUUUUGAUGGAUUCAAAAGAACCUUAUCUUCUUGAAUGAUUUUAGUUACCCUCAUCUUGGUAGAAUCCUUCUUUAACCUAUUCGAGAGUAAUUUAUCCGCUUUAUUCCCCCUGUAGUACCAUGUCCUUCGUAAUUUUUCUAAUGAAAAAUUUGCUUUCUGGAUUAAUAAAUCGUUAAUACUCUCUUUAAUGAUAGAGAGUUGUUUAGUAAUAUCUAUAGAUGGAUUAUUUUUAUUUAUAUAUUCUAAUUGAUCUAGUUGUAUAUACAGGUGCGUAAGAUUAUUUCCCUUCUUUUUUUUUUUCCUGGGACCCCAUCUUAAUAAAAUGUCCUCGAAUUGUACACUUAUAGGCGCACCAUAUAAUUGGUAAUGGUAAGUCAUCUUUAGUAUUUUCUUCAAAAAAUAAAUUUGUAGUUGACUUAAUUUGUUUUAAAUAUUCUGAAAUACUUAAUAGACGAUCGUUUAAUCUCCAAUUUGAUCUAUUAUCCUUCAAACCAUCAUCCAGAAUCAUCAUUACCGCAUUAUGAUCUGACCAUGCAAUAUUUUUAAUAAAAACUUUUUUAAGCAUUUUGGAUAUGCUUGGGUCUGAUAUUAUUAAAUCAAUUCUGGAAUAAACCCGGUGAGCCCCAGAGAAACAAGUAUAGUCAUAUUCCAUAGGAUGCAAAAUCCUCCAAAGAUCCAAAAGGCCCCUAUUUUUUAACAAGUUGCUAAAGGAUUUAGCAGAGGUUUUUAGCUGUUUAUUAUAUUGAUCGUUAAUUAAGCUUCUCCUAUCUAGUUCUGGGUUGAGCAUACAAUUAAAAUCCCCUAAAUAGAUUACCAUACCUUGUCUAUUUCUAUCUACUAUAUCCAUUAGUUUCCUAAUAAACUUAAUCGGGGCUAAAUUUGGGGCAUAAAGAUUCACUAUCGUAUAAAUCCUAUUAUUUAUUUCGCAAAUUAAUAUAUGAUAUCUACCUUCUGGAUCCUGUAUUUGAUAAAUAAAUUUAAAAGCUAAUCUAGAAGAAAUGAGGGUCGCAACCCCUCUUUUUUUUUUAUCAUAUAAGGAGGAGGAAAAAAUAAAUGGAUAAUCUUUAGAAUUUAAACGUAUUUUUCCUCUUUGCUCCCAAUGUGUUUCUUGCAACGCGCAUAUGGAAAUGGAUUCAUCUUUCAAAAACCUAAGAAGGAUAUUGCGCUUUUGUGGUGAAUUUAAACCUCUAAGGUUCAAAGUUACUAUUUUUAUCCUUAUUAAUCCAGUUUAGAGUUGAACAAUCUCCCUUGUGUCCAGCUAUAGGGAGUAAACUCAUCUUCCAAGACUCUAGAGAAAAUAUUACAAUUUUUUAUUAGAUCUACCCCCCUUAGUUCAGGCUUACUAUUUUUACCUAAAUUAAUCAUAUUUAGAAUUGGGCAACUCAUAUAGAGCCAAUCUCAUGUAAAAGACCAAAUAUGACCAGACCAUAACAAAACGACAGCACGUACAUAAAACAUUAAACCCCCGAAGGCUCCCUACCCCUCCUCUCAUGGGAGCCAUCCCAAAGCCCUUUACUGAUCGUAACCUACCCAAGGUAUAAAUCAGUCAAACUCAACCGCGUUAGCGGUUGGAGGGAAGCAGAGGAGAAUUAUACCUAAUUAUCGACCCGAGAGCCUCAUAAAUAAAAGCUCUAUAUAAAAAAAAAAAGAAAGAUGAUAAUAAUAACUUAAAAAGAGGUAUCACCCCCUUACCCAAAGACUAGAAUUUAUUACCUUCUUCCCUUACUAUUUAUCCAUUACCAUCCUAAGAUGGCUUCACAACUUUAAUCAUCAGUGCAUAUCUCAGUGAUUAAUUUAGAUUCAGUGCUGUAUAUAAUACGUAUGUUUAAAACAAUCUGACCGACAUAAUCUACUCAAUCAUUUAGUCAGAGUGCAAAUCUUAUAUAUUCAAAAAUUAGAAAUCUAAUAUAUAAAGUGCUUAUCUAUUACAGUCCUCAAGAGACUUCAUAUCUUUAAUCAAUCGUGCUUAUCUUAGUGGUUAAUUUGACUAGUGCUAUAUAUAUUAUAUAUAAUUAACACUGCUUCAAGCAUCCCGUGAAUUUUCUUUGUAUCUCAUAUUAAUUUGCUCUAAUAUUCUACAGAAAUAUUGUAUCCUGUUUAGUCGUAUAUUAAAAAACUAGUGUGUAAUAUUAUUUACACGCGUGUCAUGUUGUGUUCCCCCGUGCAACAUAAUUUCAUUAUAAUCUAGGAUAUACUAUCUAACCUUAUAUUCUAAUUUAUAUUUCUGCUUAAUAUCCCUAUUUCACUUAUAUAUAUAUGUCCCUAAUUUUAAAGUUACCCUUGUAGUUUUACAAUUAUUGUGGUACUUAAUAUUCCCCUUGUUUGGUUAGACUAUUUAGUGUUUCUCUUCACUAUAUAAAAAAAAAUAAAAAAAUAAAAAAUUAAAUAACCUCCGCUUCCCUCAUCCGUUUUAUCCCCAAUAGCUUCAUAUCAUCUUAUUUGUUAAUAACCAUUGAUGUAAACUAUCAACCUCUUUAAAGGCUUCUAGAUUGUCUUUAUAAUAAAACUUUAACCCCGUAGGGAAUAGCCAUGUGUAGCUUAUGUUGUGAUCUCUAAGCUUGCCUGUGCAAGUUAGAAAUUUCUUCCUUGCAGUUCUAGUAGCCAGAGAUAGGUCAUUGAAGCAUUUUAGCUCUUCAAAUUUUGAGUCUUUUAAAGAUUUCAGCCUUAAAGCUUGGUUGAAUUUGGUCUUCAGGUAAAGAGAAUGAAAACUUGCAAUAACUUCUCUUGGGAUAUGAGCUGGUAGGCUUCUUGCUUUUGGCAGUCUAUGAACAUUCUCAAAUAUAAUUGGAAUAUUUUGCAGAUGCAUAUCUAGAAAGUUUAAAAGCUCAGUCAGAUAAGCGUUUAACAUUUGGUUGGAUAUACUUUCCGGGAUUCCUCUAAUCCUAAUAUUUCUCCUCCGUGACCUGUCUUCCCAAUCAACCAUCUUAGCUUCCAAGUUAUUUAUUUUCUGCUCCAAGGAAUUAAUUUUAUCUUCCAUAAGGUUAUUUCUAAGCAUUGAACAUUCCAGUUUCUCUUCGAUGGAUGUCAUUCUUAUAUUUACUUUCUUUAUUUCUUCUUUAAAGGUCGUUGUAAAAAGUUGCAUCUCACCUUUUAUCUUUUCCAUUUGUGAGUCAAAACAGUUAUUAAGAGUGACUCUAUCAAUAUUAAGGAGGUCACUUGGAGGGGAAUUGCUGUAUGAGUUUAGACCAUUUAUCUCCAUAAGGCUAGUAUUCACCAUAUCUUCUUCUGAAGGUUUAGUAGAGCCCACUUGGCUUAGUCUCCUAUCCUUCUCUUGAGCAGAGAAAUAAUUUGACAAGCGUUUGUCAGAUUUUAAUUCCGCUUUAGACUCAGAUUUAGAGUCGACUUUUUUAUCUUUAUCCUUCCUUGUGUUUAUUUUAUUUUCCCCCUUUUUUGCCGCCAUGUUUUCUGAUUUACUUGUGGGUAGAGACAGUAUAUGCAGUUGUAUACCUGCAAUAGUGCAAAAUAUGUCCAAUUAUCUCAGCUGUUCAAAUAUUCAAAUUAUUCUUAGGCUUCCGUAUCUUUUGUCGUUACUUAGGCAUGCGAGAUUUUAAGCAGCUUUAAAAAGCUUUAAGGAUUUGUUGUUUGCAAAACUCUUAUAUUUUAAUUAGCUUUAGUUAGCUUUAAAUAACUUUAAAUAUGGCUUUAAAUAUGGCUUAAAGAGCUUUAAGAAGCUAUUCCUGCUUCCCAGACUUCUCUGACUUCUCAGAGUAUUUUACAGAGUAUUUUACAGAGUUUUAACAAAUCCAACUUUUAUUUUAUCACUCAUAUCACUGAUUUCACACUUCUCACUUCGUCUGACUUUGAUUGUUCACACUUCAAACUUCCUAAAGCAGAUUUCAAUUAGCCUGAUCGUGUAGGCAGAAAAAAAAAAAAAAAAUAAAUGUCCAUCUGAACUAAUGUUAGGUCGGCUUUCAAUAUAGGAUUCUACAUUCAAUUGAUAGAUCCUAUCAUACUGCCAUGUACCUCACAUGCCUUGCUGUACUUCUUGAAUUCUGUAUAUAGAGCGGUAGAAUUAUCAAGCCUCUCUGUGUUUCCUCAGGUUGCUGAGCUGUUACCGCUGUUACCGUAUUAUAGCGUUGUAGCCUUUUCAACAUUCCUCUCCGUCUUCGUUUUACUCCCUUGCAGUCUUAAUUCCGUUCGACCGCCUUACCACCAAUCUCGCUUGAUUCUCGCGUCCGCAGUGUAGUUAGCAGUAUAAUUCACCGCAAUAUGAUUAACCUCUGCGGUCGCUCUUAUCGUCUCACUCCAGCACCGGCUCAGGGAUCGUCUCACGUCUCACUCAAACACCGAACACCGGCUCAAGGGUCGGCAGCAUUACAGCAUUACAGCGUCCGUUACUGCUUCCUCCUCCUCUGCUCCUCUCACCCGCGUGACGUCACCACGUGCACGUCACGUCAUCGCUCCGCCCCCCACUCCUGGGUUGUGUAUAUAUGUACAGCAUAGCGGCAUAUACUGGGUCCCUGUUCGGCAGAAAUACUUGCCGUUCAAGCGCAGAUCCAGAACCUAAUCUUGGGAGUGGCUCUGGUAGAUUAAAGAAACAAUCCAGGCACAAUAACCACUACAGCACUUUGUAAUGGUUAUGCUGCCAGUAGUGCCCUCCCAGAGUAAGUAGUAAAACUGUUUAAGAACGUGUUUGUUUGUUUUUUUUUUGUUUUUUUUUUAAUUCUUUAUUUUUAUUGUGCUGGUAGGUACAUAACUUUGUCAGGACGCCAUAACAGCGUAUAUAAUGCAAAUACAUACAUGUUAAGUAGUGACAUGAUUUUUCACACAUUUUUAUAUAUUACAAUUUCAACAAGUAGUAAGACUCCAGCAUACAGUAACAUUGCUUAGAUGACACAAGAAAUUUGUGUGGCUGGUGUGCUGAGGCGUUUGUGGGUGUAAAUAAAUAACCAUGGAUAUCUUGCAUGGGUGUUCCAGCAUGUGUGUGUGGUCUGUAACCUGUGUGCAGGGUGGUUAUCCCCUCUAGCGGGGGUCAUCUUUGUCUACACUCAGGUCUGUGGAUCUGGGGGCCCCGCCAUGAGGCCACUAGACCAGUUAAGAGUUAGUGAGGGAUGUAAACUAGAAGAACAGUUUGAUAACUUACCUCGGAUCUGCCAGGAUAGGGGCAAUCGUGUGUGGGGGCAGGUUGUGUGAGGGGUACAGUGUGUGUAUGGGGAAGAGUGGAGGGGGAGCAGUGCGUGUGUGUAUAUGAGGGGGUAAUGUUUUUGUGUGGGGGGGAGGGCAAACUCAUGAAUAUAUAAUUUUUUACCUGGGAGGGGGAACAGUACAAGGUAAUCCCUGGUGGUCCUGUGGGGAAGCUAUGGCGGUCCUACUGGUGAGAAUGAACUCUAGCAGCCUUAGGAGCUGCUAGAGUUCACUCUCUCGCAAAAUUAGGAGCAUUGCCACGGUAACCGUGCGUCCCCUAGGUCCUUUCUCCCUCCCCUUGCCUGCUGCUAGUAUAAAAGUCAAUUUUACACGGCUAGCAGGCUAGAGAGGGAGAUCUCUGAUCUCCCCUUCGGUCCUGCAGAGCUGGCCAGGGAGAGGGAGGCUCAGUUCCCGGUGCUGAUGAUCAUAGCACCGGGAAAGUAUCUUGCUGCUCCCCUGUGUGGGGGAGCAGUCGAAUACCACUAUAAAGUUGGUCAAUCUCAGGGGUAGCAAUUUGAUUUUAAAAUAUGCUCUCAUUACCUCUGAUUUCUAUAAAAUGCAUUGAAGUAUGAAAGAUAGUUACAGUAAACAGAUGCAACAAUGUAUCAGAUAAACUAGCACUGUGAGGUUGGCCAGUCAGGGAUAUGUAGCAGUUUAAUAUGGAGGCAAUAUAAAAAUCAUCGAUUUUUGAAUGCAAAUAGGAGUGACUAAUUAGACCUAGGAGCCCCAAGUUUGUUCAUUAAAGGAUCAUUAUAGGGUCAGGAACACAAACAUGUAUUCCUGACCCUAUAGUGUUAACACCACCAUCUAGCCCCCCUGGGCCGCUCAUGCCUCCAUAAAUAUAGCAAAAUCUUACAGUAUUCAAGCCUGAAGCUGUAGCUCUGCAUGCUGUUUGCCUAAAAACAAAAAGCAGUCUGCUGAAAUCAUCAGAAGUGGUAGCCUGAUCCAAUCACAAUGCUUCCCCAUAAGACUGGUUGAGACCGACAAGGAGGCAGAUCAGGGGCAGAGCCAGCAUUAUUCAAACACCGUUCUGGCCAAUCAGCAUCUCCUCAUAGAGAUGAAAAGAAUCUCUGUGAGGAAAGUUCAGUGUCUGCAUGCAGAGGGAGGAGACACUGAAUUUUGGAUGCCUUUUAGGCAGCCAUGACCCAGGAAGGAUCUCUAACAGCCAUCUGAGGAGUGGCCAGUGAAGUUAUCACUAGGCUGUAAUGUAAACACUGCAUUUUCUCUGAAAAGACAGUGUUUACAGCAAAAAGCCUGAAGGUAAUGAUUCUACUCAACAGAACAAAUACAAUAAGCUGUAGUUGUCCUGGUGACUAUAGUGUCCCUUUUAAUUAUUAAAUAAAAGUAAAGGUACCCUUUAGAAUAAAAUUAGUGAUUUUAUAAAAAAACCUAUAGAGUUCAGGUUGACUGAAAUGAAAAAUGUGUUAAUAAAAUAGAACCCCGUUAGACAGUAACGUUAUCCCACAACAGAGUGGACUUAAAAAUGAGAUGAUUAUGGCAUUUGUGACCUAGAACACCUCUGGAGCCACAGAGGCAACGAGCUACAAAUCAGUGUGAUGAUUAGCAAUGAUUGAGAUGCUAGCAGUAAAUUGCAAAAAUAAGAAGCAAUCACCACUAUUAAGGCUGCCUUUAAAAAAGGGAAGGUACUUGGUGAAACACCUAAUGGAUAUAACCACUGGAGUUUCAACUAUGUGGUAUAACUUCAAGUAUUGCUAAUUACUUAAUACCGACUCUCUUUAAAGUCCGUCAUAAAUACUGCCAGAAAAAAAAACCCAGACACUCACUGUGAUGAAUCAAGCACAUUUAUUCAACACCUCAAUGUUUCGACAUGUACCCAGGUCUUUAUCAUGCUAUCUUGCUCUUUAUCUACCUUGAUAAAGAUCUGGGUACAGGUCAAAAGGUUGCAGUGUCCAAUAAAUCAGCUCAAUUCAUCACAGUGAGUGCCUGGGUUUUUUUUCUUUUAUACUUGUGCUUAUGGGAUAUGUUGACCCAUACUCUGCUAGCACCCUGUGAGUUUUAUGAUCAUGAUUCUUUUUUUGAUAAAUACUGCCAGAGACCUCAGGGGGAAGAUAAGGCUAUAAGUAGUACAGCAAUCUCAGGGGGAGGGCAUUAGUAAUCAUAAAGGAGGACGUAUAUGCCUAUGUAUGUAACAAGAAAGCCUUUACCCCUCUCCACCCCAACUUACUACUUUGAGACAGUCCCCAAAAUGAUUAGACAAGUAUGCUACAAAAGCCUGUCUGCCAUUAUUCCUACUCCCUAUCAGAACAGUAAUUAAGAGGAUGGAAAGUCCGCCUCCCCCAUAUUUUAAAUUACAUUUACAUGUGAGAAGAUAGACAAGCCCAGCCGAAUUAUAUUUUGUUUUAAAUGAAUCCAUACAGGCCCAGCCUCUGUCCCAUAUGUGGAGAUUAUUGAGCAGCCAAAACAGCGUGGAAUGCGAUUUCGUUAUAAGUGUGAAGGGCGUUCUGCUGGCAGCAUUCCUGGAGAACGGAGCACGGAUACAACUAAAACACAUCCCACAAUAAAGGUGAGCAUAUGUUCUGUAUGUUGAAUGAAAAAUGUAUAGUCAGAAACCCUAGUUUCUAUACAUUUUACUUUUAUGGAUUUAUUUCGUAAAUGCAAAAAUUGUCGUGCUGAAAUAUUUUCCUUUUCACAUUCCAGUUCACUAAGCUUAGUGAAUAAAUAAUUUGUGUGCUCUUAUAGUAUAUACUUGCAUGGCUUUAUUAAGCUUUGCAUUAAUUUUAAGAAAGAAAACUUGUUUGUCUGGAGGGGUUGUAAUUCGAUAAUGAAAACUUAAAUAAGAGUUUAAGUGUACACUGCCGCAUACUACACAUUAUGUAGAAACUAACAAAUGCUUAUUUUUUUCUGACCGACAUUACCUAGUUGGACAAAUUACAAGCAAAUGUAUAGGUGGCAUUUUUGUUUUCUUUAAAAUGGCACUGUCGUGUGAUUUUAUUAUAAAUUGUUUUUAUUAUUUUGGGUAAGUCCCAUUUAAUGUCUGUGACUGCUCCCGUACUCCGACCGAGUACCUCCACUUUUUCCAUUUAUUUUCUCCCAUUUUUAUUCAUGUCGUGUUAGGUAUACAUAUAUGAUAUUUAAAAAACAAAACAAACAAUAUAUAAUUUGUGUGGUGCACUUAAAGAGGAACCCUUUAAUUACAGUGGAACAAACACAUUGCGCAAAUUGUAGGUUUUGUUUAGGUUCAGACCUUGGAAAUUACUGCUCCACAGAUUCUAUCUAUUGAUCCAUGAUGACCAGGAAAUGUGUCCUGGGAUUUGUGAGCCUGUUCAGCCCUUGAGGUGACCGGCUGCCUGAAAUUAGAGGUAGAUAGUUGGCUCACGCAGGGUUGAGGCGGGCAGACAAACAGUCGGGUCAUUGAGAAAUGAGGGAGGCGCGGUGGCAAGGGAGCUGUAAUUUUCCUGUUCUGCUACCUUAUGCGCCCUCCAGUGAUGCCGGGAGCGGGAAUAUGAUGUCAUUCCAGCCCCGCAUCACUAAACAGCACUCUAGAAAGCAGAGCAGGGAGAUGACAGCAGCCCUUCCUGGACCCCAGGGAAAAUUGAUCCACUCCAGCUCUUGCAAAGGUAGGAGGCUGGGUGGAUUUAAAAUAAAAAAAUAGUUAUGGUGUGUGUGUUUUUCUGUCAGUGUGUGUGUGUUUAGGUGACCUGCCCCCCUCCAAUCACAUUGGAUAGGUGUUUUUACUCUCCAUUUCCCCCCCCUGCCGUGCUAGAGACGCAGCGACUGGCCCUACCUCCAUGGCUGAGAUCAUCAAUCUUGACGAUCUCAGACAAUCCAAUGCUUCACCAUAGAGAAACAUUGGUCAACUUCUCUUCAUUGAGAUGCAUUGAAUCAAUGCAUCCCUAUGGGGAGCAUUAACACUUCUAGAGGCCGUCUCAGUGACUGUCACUUGACGUGCUACCAGACCACAAUGUAAACCCUGCCUUUAGUCUGAAAAGUCAGUGUUUAUCUAUCACACAAAUCAGCCACAACAUUAAAAACCACCUGCCUAAUGUAGUGUAGUUUCCCCUGGUGCUACCAGGACAGCUCUGAUUCUUCGGUGCAUUAACUCCACAAGACCUCUGAACGUGUUCUGUGGUAUCUGGCAUUAGCAGCAUAUCCUUUAAGUCCUGCAAGUUGCGAGGCAGGGCCACCUUAGAUUGAAUUCUUCUAGCACGUCUGAUUUUGAUUGAGAUCUGGGGAAUUUGGAGGCCAAGACAACACCUUGAACUUUUUUUUAUUUAUUUUUUAUUUUAUUUUUUUACUUUUCCUCAAACCAUUCUGUAACAAAUUUUGCAGGGUGUGUUAGCUUGCUGAAAGAGGCCCUGCCAUCAGGGAGCACCAUUGCCAAAAAGGGGUGUGCGUGGUCUGUAGUAAUCUCAAGGUACAUGUCAACAUGACAUCCGCAUGAAUGCCAGGACCCAAGGUGUAAAGGAUAACACUGCCUCUGCCGGCCUGCCUUCUUCCCGUAGUGCAUCCUACUUUCUUCCCCAAGUAAAUGAUACCAGUUGUCCUUCCUUGCACCACUUUUGGUAGGUACUAACCACCUCAUACUGGAAACACCACAAGGCUUCCCAUCACUCAGAUCUUUGCACUUGCCCAUUUUUCCUGCUUCCAAAACAUGGAUUUCAAGAACGGACUGUUCACUUGCUGUCUAAUAUAUCCCACUCCUUUACAGGUGGCAUAGUAACGAUAUAAUCAAUGUUGUUCACUUCCCCUGUCAGUUUUAAUGUUGUAGCUGAUCAGUAUAUGUGUGUGUGUGUGUGUGUGUGUAUAUAUGUGUGUAUGUAUAUAUAUAUAUAUAUAUAUAUAUAUAUAUAUAUAUAUAUAUAUAUAUAUAUAUAUAUAUAUAUAUAUAUAUAUAUAUAUAUAUAUAUACUCACCGAAUAUUUAUUAAAGAACAAAUUAAAAACAAGGGGGAAUAGGACUGAAAAUACUAACUUUAAAACCAAAACCUGCAAAGUUGCAGUUCUUCUUUAAAGGGACACUCUAAUCACCAACCCAGCUUUAACCUUAUUAAAGGACCACUCUAGGCACCCAGACCACUUCAGCUUAAUGAAGUGGUCUGGGUGCCAGGUCCUUCUAGGGUUAACCCAUUUUUUUAUAAACAUAGCAGUUUCAGAGAAACUGCUAUGUUUAUUAAUGGGUUAAGCCUUCCCCCAUUCCCUCUAGCGGCUGUCUCAUUGACAGCCGCUAGAGGCGCUUGCGUGCUUCUCACUGUGAUUUUCACAGUGAGAGCACACCAGCGUCCAUAGGAAAGCAUUAUGAAUGCUUUCCUAUGCGACCGGCUGAAUGCGCGCGCAGCCAGCCGACGGGGCGGAACGGAGGAGGAGAGAAGUAGGAGAGCUCUCCGCCCAGCGCUGGCAAAAGGUAAGUUUUUACCCCUUUCCCCCUUCCAGAGCCGGGCGGGAGGGGGACCCUGAGGGUGGGGGCACCCUCAGGGCACUAUAGUGCCAGGAAACCGAGUAUGUUUUCCUGGCACUAUAGUGGUCCUUUAAGCUGUUUUGGAAUGCAGAUCAUUCCCUGGCUGUCUAUCUGAACAGUUCUAUGCAGUUUGGGAAGUAAAGGAACACUGUAGUCACCAGAAUCUCUAAAUCUUAAUAUAGUGGUUCUGUGGUAUAUAGGCUGAAUAUCUUGAAAUCUUUGCUCUGCAUGGAGACACUGAACGCUUCUCAUAGAGGUGCAGAUUGGUACAGUGUGGUGUUUUUCCAAGCAUGCACACUAGUUUCCCAAAGCUUAGCUAUCGGGGGGAGCUUUUGGUAGGUCCAGAUCAUCAAGAUUGGGAAUGUGCCAGUCAGCACAUGCUCUUCCUUUUUUUUUUUUUUUUUUGUGUAUUCCUACAUUAUAAUGUUUCUAUAAUACCCCAAAACCACUUCAUUAAGCUAAAGUUGUUUUUGUGUCUCUUUAACUCUGUCAAAUAAAAUGUAGCUCACAAUGCAAGAAUGUUCUUUGUUGUAGACCCAUUGAUCUAUCUUGGUGGGUUUUAUCCUGCUUCACUUUUACCUAAAUAAACCCAUGUAGGUUAUAUGAAACAAUCUGUUUUAAAUUUUUUCCCUAACAUUAGCUUGGUAAAUUUGGCCAGAUGGUUCAACUGAGGUUGAUAUAGUUUCACGAAUAUUUUUCAUGUAGGAAAAACUACCCUAUACAUUUGCUGCUCCAUGAUGUUGAGGACAUAGAAUUUAUAAAGUGGAUUUAAAAAAUGAGCAUGCUUGAACCCAGUGAGCAGCUUGAAUGUUUGUGUUAAAUGAGCAGUCUUAGCACUUGUACUACCGCCUGUUGGAGUGGUUAUGAUGCUGGCUUGCUACUGGCAUUAACUCAUGGAUAUAUCACGAUCAUUUGAAUUUGGUUAAAAUUGGCUGGAUGCAGCAACUAACACAGUCAACGCUGUCCAAAUCUUGGAUUUUGAUUUGCGAAAACAGAAGUGCAACUAAUCAAAAAUGGUUUGAAACAACUGGGAGAUGUCAGCUUUUUUUUAUUUUAAUUUUUUUCAUUGAUUUAAUCAUUGGCAAAUGUUUUGAGUUCUGUUUCUGGAGCAUAUUACUUGGCAGGGAUAUAGUUACUUUUUAAAAAGUACCUUUUUUUUUUUUAAUUAAGACUUAACCAAUAUUUCUUGUAAUAAAAAAAAAUUAUAUCUUUUUUGUUUAGCAAACAAAAACAUAAUAUUUCAAUGGAAUUUUUAGGUGAACAAUUACCAGGGCCCAGCCCGUGUACGAAUAUCAUUGGUCACCAGAGAUGCUCCCCAUAAACCUCACCCACAUGAGCUAGUUGGAAAAGAUUGCAAGGAUGGAUAUUAUGAGGCUGAGCUGUCGCCAGACCGGAAUAUUCACAGGUAACGUUUCAGCAGCAGAAAAUAAGUUGGCUUUCUUAAGCUUUGCAUUAUGUCUUCUAAAGUGAUCUAUUUAAUUGUAUUAGAUAUGCAACAUUGAACCGUAUAUUAUGGGGAAAUAAUGCUGUUGAGUAUUUCAAGAAAGAUCAUAAUAAGUCAAAACCUGUAGGUCACAAUCACAUUAUUUUCUCUAAUACAGGCAUACCCCGCUUUACAUACACUCACUUUAAGUACACUCGCGAGUACAGAUAUACCUGCGAGUGUACGUAAAGGUGCCUCGCGAGUACAGACAUUCCCGCGCCUCUUCUGUCCACUAGUGAAGAGGAAAUGGGAGGUUCUAUUCUCGCCCGGAGCAGUUCAGUGUCUUUGGGGCAAGAACUUUUCACACCUUCUGUCAUGGCACAGGUUAAUCAUCUCAAAGUUAUAAUGCCUACUCCUAGCUGAAUAUAUAUAUAUAUAUUCUUUUUUUUUUUUUUUUUCUGCUCAUACAUUGUCCAUAUUCUGCAUUCGGCUGCCAUCCAGUGAAAGGGUUUACACUGCCAUUUUCUAUAACUAUGACUUGGCAGCUUAGCUGCAUUAGCCACAAUUCUGAGGAUUCAAAGUUAAACCAUAAAUGCUUAAAGUGAUGAAGAGGUGUUUCUAAACAAAGUGUGCAACUAAGCUGCUAAUAAAUACAAAAUGGCCCAGCGGGCAGGUUUGUUUACUUUCCCUCACAGUUUAAGGUUAUCAGAUGAGUAAAAAGAUAAAUGGUACAAUCUGGAAUGAGAUUUUUCUUUUUACUGUUUGUUUUAACUGAAUAAAAGCCUGCUGGAAAUCACAAAAUAAAUCACUUUAAAUCUGCAGUUGUAGUAUCAGUUAUGCCUGUAAAUUAUUAUUGCAAUGCAGUACAUGCAUUGGGAAGUGAAAAAGGGUAUUGCUUCACUUUAAGUACACUUUCGUUUUACAUUCAUGCUCUGGUCCCAUUUGUGUACUUAAAAGUGGGGUUUGACUGUAUACACCUCCCUGUUGCAUGUUUUUAGGCUAGAGUAAGAAUUGGUGUGUAAGUAUAAAGCGCAUCCUCCAGUGCGAUCACAUUUGAGAAUCCUUUUUCAGGCCUCAUUCAAAGAAUCUGUCACAAAAUGAUUACCUGUUUGACAAUUAAAAUACCAGCUGCAGCUUGGUCAUUAAAUGAACACUCCAGUCUCCUACAGUACACCAGCUGGGUUAAGUGCUUUAGCGGUUAACAAAGAACAUGAAAAAUUCAGAACGUGGGGGGAAAAAAAAUCAAAAAUCUGAAAGUACUUGAUUUACAGGAAAGUAACAGUGCAGCUCUCCACAACACCUACAUAAUGAUUUGAUGUGUUAAACACGUUACCUAUUCAGUUAUUGGCAUUUUUAAUGUUGCCAUGGUGAGAAACUCUAAACAGUCCAGUGUGUUCUGUUCUCCUUUUCUUGUUUCCUUAAAUAGAACAGACUUGUUGGUUUUCUAUAGUCCCCUUCCUAAUUGCAUAGUACAGUUUUUUCACAUAUGUGUGUGUUUAUUUUUUGUUAGUUUUCAGAAUUUGGGAAUUCAGUGUGUGAAGAAGAGAGAGGUGGAAGAGGCGAUUGCGCAGCGUAUCCGGACAAACAAUAACCCCUUCAAAGGUAUUGUCACAUGGCAUACAUAUUUUAUCUCUCUUGCCUUUUCUUUCACCUUCCUCUUCCUUGAAUAACUCUCUUGACAAUAUUGUGUUACUGGCUUUCAGUCCCUGUUGAAGAUCUGAAGUCCGAUUAUGAUCUGAACACGGUUUGCCUUUGCUUUCAAGUUUUUAUUCGGGACCAGACUGGGAGCCACUUUAUUCCACUGCCAUUUGUGGUGUCACAGCCUAUCUUCGAUAACCGUAAGCAAUUCCUUUUCAAAGUAAAAUUGCAAGCAGUGUAAAUUGAUAAAAAAGUUCAAAUGCUUGUACAUAUGUAGAUUGUAAAUACAGUAUUCUCAAGCUGCAAAGAUUCUAAUGCAUGCAGUUCUAUGCAUCUUUCAAAAUGAGGACAUAGACUGGUAUAAAAGUGAUACUAUAGUGCUAGGGAUAUAAAUGUGUCAGAGUGCACACUGCAUCACAAUUUGUUGGGUCUGUGGCAACAAACCUCUUUACGCAGUAGAGUGUCCAUGCCGACCCUUCUCCACUGUCAAAAUAUCCUUUAAUUGGGAUGUGCGCUCCAGAACUGGACCAUGGGGCAAUGGAAAAGGGUUGUCUCGUCUGAUGAUUUACGAUUUUCAAUUUAGAUAGGUGGAUUGCCAGUUGUGUGCAUCAUUUACUGUGCAAAGUAUUGUCAUUGCUAAUGCCGAAGUAUAAAUCUCUGCUUUAGCAUAUCAAACAGGAAGAACCAGGUGAAUUUCAAACAGAUUUGAUUGGGGGGAGGAGGGGAUUCCACACUCUUAUUUUUCCUGGAAAUCUUGGAUAAAAGUAGUAAAAGAAAUGAUAUAGUGAUCGAACAUAAAUAAGCUAAUAAGGCAAUCUGGAUAAAGCUGUGCUCACUUAAGUUUAAGAAAAAAAACAUGUCUUCAUGACUCGCUGUGGGAUGAUGCCAGGGAACACUGGCAAACCUUGGUGGUUGUGAUGCUUAGAGUGCCCCUUUUUAGUGUACUAAUUUUAAUUUGGUUUUCUCUUUGUUUUAUAUUUUCUGUCCAGUAAGUAGCUUUAUAUGAUCACCAAAAUGUAUCAUUAUGUAUUUUCUCCUUCUCAUGAACUCUUAGUCAGUGUUUGUGUUUAUUUCCAUAUAUAUUUUCUGUUAUUCUAUUUACUCUCUUUUCAAUGCGGAUUGCGCAGAUUUAAUGGUAACAGAUAUAAGUCUGUAAAAUAGAUCUUAAUGUUUUUAUUUAUAAAUAACUGGAAGUAUGUGAGAGAAUGUGAAUAACCUGGUACUUCUACUUUUUUCCUAGGAGCUCCAAACACAGCCGAACUGAAGAUCUGCAGAGUAAACAAGAAUUCAGGAAGUUGCAGGGGAGGGGACGAGAUCUUUUUACUAUGUGAUAAAGUGCAGAAAGGUAUAUGAUACCUGCACAGCAAACCCUCCAUUUGUUCUAUAAACCAUGUUAGUCCUUGUAUAUCUGUGUUAAAGUGCACCUGUCAAGCUAAACCUAACAUUUUGUCUACAUUGUGCUUGCCAAAUUGUUAGCGCAUAUAUGGGUUACAUUGUUCCAUGUUGUGUGUGUUGUUGUUGUUGUUGUUUUUAUUAUUAUGACAUUUGAUCUACUAUGCUGUUGGUAUUGUUGUAAAGGACUGCUGUAAGGGGUUGCCUCAAAUUAAAAAUGUAAUAAAGUGUAACUUGUGUUGCGCCUAAUUGUCUUAGUCUCAUUACUUGACCUGUGCUUCCCCUGUAACCGUCUGUUCCAUUUUGCCCCCUAGAAGACAUUGAGGUUCUGUUUGUAUCAGGAGGUUGGGAAGCACGUGGUUCGUUCUCUCAAGCAGAUGUUCACAGACAGGUGGCAAUUGUGUUUAGGACACCUCCAUACAAAGAUCCAGGGAUCCGGCAGCCUGUUAAGGUUCACAUGCAGUUGAGGCGUCCUUCAGAUAAAGAAGUCAGUGAACCUAUGGAGUUUCAAUAUCUGCCUCAUGACGGUAUGAAAAUUCUCUAAUGUUGCAUGAUUUUCUGUUUAUGUAGCUUGCUUUAUUUGCGCAAUUGUCUUUUUGCUUUUUUAAAUUGUAAAAUCUUGCUUCUGCAGGUGACUUUCAUCAUAUUGAAGAAAAGCGGAAGAGAACCUUGGAUGAUUUUAGGAAUAUUGCCAAGAUAAAUCCAUUUUCAGGUGAGAUGGUGUAACCUCACAGGUCUCUCUUGCGGUGCUAGUUGGCAUUGGACUCUUUCUUCCCUGUAUAAAUCGUGCUUCCCCAUUUGUUUGAAAAUUGUGUGUUCAAUUCUCCAUUGUGAUUUUUUUUUUUUUUUUUUAAAGCUCCUGAAAACCGUCCCCUGCGAAAAAUUGCUGUGCCAGCCCGUUCAAUUCCCAAGACAGGUAUGCUCCUCUUAUGUAUGCUCCUCUUAUGUAUGCUCCUCUUAUGUAUGCUCCUCUUAUGUAUGCUCCUCUUAUGUAUGCUCCUCUUCUUCAUAAAAUAUCUCAUGUUCCAUUAACAUAGGAUAAAUGGACAAUUGCCCAUAAGGUGGUCCUGUCCGUUCAAGGUGCAGGUACAAUAUAUGCUUGAUGUCAGCAUCUCGUAGAAAGGGAAGUGGAAAUAUUACAUGAAGACAAAUUAUAACCAAGAGUACAAUUCUGGAAUCUACAUAAAUCCCUCAAAACUGUGGUCUCUCUUUGCAUGAGUAAACAUUCUUAUGUGGAGGCUCUCAUGUCUACUGAGAUUUUGCUCUGUAAACCUUCCAUUUUGUAACCUUAGAAAUGCUAGUCAGUAUUUGACUGUGCACAAUUACAUGCAUGCAGCUACUCAAGAUCAUUGCAUUGGUGAUAUAACACACAUAUGGAUGUUUGUUUUACCAACCAACGACCUCUACGGAAUUGGCCAGCGUGUUUAACUUUCUGCUGGUGUGUGCUUUACCAGCUCUACAAACCUGUCUCAACUCUGUUGCAUGCAAGCAGUAUCAUAUAAUACAUAGACAGUGCAAGCAACAAGGGAGGAAAUAACCACUUUUGCUCAAUACACUAAAUACCACUUGCAGUGUUAGAAUGCCUUGUACACCAGGCGUAAAGAUGAUGAAAAUGAAUUAAACUGCAAUUUUAAAGGGACUCUAUAAGCACCAAACAACUUUAGCUUCAAUGGAGAGGUUUAGGUUUAUAGAUCAUGCCUCUGGAGUAUGCUGCUCAAUUCUUUGCCAUUUAGGAUUUAAAUCCAUGUGUUUAUGCAGCCCUAGCCACAUCCCCCUCCUGCAUGUGACACACAGUCACCCUGCACAUUUCCUGUAAAGAUCGACCUAGUGUUUAAACUUUGUUACACAAUCUGUUUAAUUUAGAAUUUGCUAUCUCCUGCUCUGUUACUUGCCAGCAGGAGCCUGGUGUGAUUUAAAGAUCAAAUAACAAAGCAGAAAAAAGUCUAACGUUAACUCAAGGUGGUGCCAAUUUUGACUGAAAAAACAAUUUUAAGGUAGGUUGUGUGAAUCACAGCCAAGAGAGGUGUGGCUAGGGCUGCAUCAACAGAAACAGUCGUGAUUUAACUCCUAAAUGGCAGAUAAUUGAGCAGUGAUACUGCAGGGGCAUGAUCAGUGCAUUAAAGCUGCUUAAUAGAGCUAAUGUUGAUUUGUGUUUGAGUAUCCCAACUGGGCAUGAGGGAAUACUAAGCUCUGAUUUAAAUAACCAGAACUGAGUUGGUAAAUCAAGGCCUUUCUUUUGUAAGAUGCUCCUGAAAAUGUGUGAGACUUUAAAUAAUUUGCAUGGAGCUCUGUUGUAUUCUACCUUGCUUAGUUAACUGUUUAUCCAACUAUAACUAGAUGACUGAAUUUUUUUAACCUCCUAAAUUGUAUUUUUAUAAAAAAAAAAAAAUAAUUUUUUAUUUUUUGAGGAUUCAUCAGCAGUGAUAGUUAUAGUAAAAACAUCAUGUUUCUAAGAAUCCCUUUUAUGUGGCAUGUGUUUUGAAUUAUUUUUUUAUUUUUUUUAAAGCUUACUAUAGUUACUACUCAAUCAUGUGUUUGUCCUUUUUUGUGUUCUCUAUUCUGUUUUCUGUGUGCUUUUGUUUUAAUUUGUUUUGUAUGUAUUCUUUUUAUUCAGAACCUGUGACACCUUCCAUACGACCAAUGCCACAGCUGCCAACACAAAUGGUUUCAUCCUCCCAGUUUGCAAUGCCAGUGGUUAAAGUUGACCAUGAAAUUUCAGCAUCUGCUCUUCUUUCCACAGUCAGUGAUUUCAGCAAUCUUGGCUUUUCCCCUCAUCCUCCACCAUCACAGCCCUCCCAACAAUCUGAAGUUGAUCAGCUUGGAUCUUUGUUGAGCUACUCUUCUUUUACAGAUGAUGGAAAUCUAGAUUUAGCUAGUAUGCUGCAAAAUGAUUCAGAGAGCCACUGUAACAGCCUCAGCUCCAUUGACAAUAGUGACUUUGGUCAAAUGCUUAGUGAAUCCCAAUCUUCAACAACAAUGUUGUCUGCUUUACAUGAUCCUGGGUCUAGUCACAAUACCAUUAUGACAUAUCCUGAAUCUAUCGCUCGGCUUAUGGCUAAUAGGCCAAAUGAGGACAAUGCAGGUGGAGAAAGAAUCAAUAGUACCUUAAUGAAUGGAAUGUUUGAGAUGCAACAAGGAGAGUCCUUAAACUCCCUGUUUGAAAUUGACUUUGCUUCAUUAAUGGGUGAGAUGAAAUGAGAAUUGUAUUAUUUUUUUAUAUAUAUAUAUAUAUAAAGAACAUGGUGGUGGCAAACUGUAUGCCGGACAGGCUCUCACUCAGUAGCUUGAUCAGCUGGAUUCUUCAGGACAGUUUGGCCUUCAGCUUCAUCAUGAUAUCGAAUCCAUCUGAGGUUGCCUACAUGUCCCCAGACUGUGCUGGUCCUAUUCAACUUAUAUCUGCAUUGUUUUGAAGGGAUAUCAAAGACCAGCUAAACAUCUGUGAGCUAGGAAUGGACCUUGACUCACUGCAGCAAUUUGGGGGAGGGGGAAGCAUUGUAAACAGAAUUGGGUGAUGGCAUCUCAGGACAGUUUCUCAAAAUCUGUUAUUGGCCUUUUACAUGUACACACUUUCAGAUAUGGCAGCAAUUUGUACUGGCUAAUUUACGGUAGAGAUACAUUUCAGCAUUUGUGUCUGGACAUGCAUAAGGAUAUAAAAUAUUUCUACCCUUGGAAUUUCUAUGCAGAUUGGCUAUUAUAUCACUAAUUUUACACUUUUCCAUUAGAACAAUACAUUCUGUCCAGUAAGUAUAAUUUAUAGUUCUCGGAAAGAUUAUGGCAUGCUAAAGUAAGACCAGUCGAUAAUCAUGUUCUGCCUUGUCAGGAUUGAUUUUACUGGCUCUUUGUUUCAAAAUGAGUUGUUUUUUUUUUUUUAUACUUUACUUUAAACCACUGUUGUGCUCACAGUAACAGUUUAAAGAUUAAAAUGAUUUGGAUCACCUCUUUGAUUGCAGCUUUCUACUUGGUAAUCAUCACAGUAGAUAUUUGUAUAAACUAUACAUCUGGCUACACACCACUCACUCCAUUUAGCCUGUAGUUUUCAACUGCUUUAAUUUUGCCUCAUUUAUAUUCUCCUUAAAAUGCAUUUUUGGUGAUUGCAUUAAAUCCCUGGCUGGGGAUCACUGUUUGAUGUUGCAUUCAUGUAACAUAGCACUUCAGUGCUUUGCUGGUUCAUUCUAUUUUCAUUGUGAGUUACACUGUGGUAGCAGGUGAAAUAUUUUAAAACUGACUAAAGUAAUUUUCAUUACCUUGGGGGGAAAUCAUAAAAUAGACAGACAGAUCUAGAUUUGUUUUCCCACCCAUGUGCAAUUGUUAACAAUAGUUAUUGUGAAACUAGCAGGUGGCACAAGGUUGUUUGUUUUCAUCACAUCAAAGUAAGCCUUCUUAAAUACACUUGUUCAUGCAUGGGUUAAGUAUAUGAUAAUUUUAAGCUAAGACUCGUCAAGAUGCAGUUGACCUCUCAGGAAUCUUAUAUAUACACUAGGCUUUGUGGUUUCAUGUGUAGGCGAAUAGAAGGAACCAGAUCACUUGCACUAGGAACUAAGAGUUUUUCCUUCUCCCUAGUGCAUACAUAUGAAGCCACUUUAAAAAUGUUGGUAAUGUAUAAAGAAGCAUCCUCCCAAUUUGUUUUAACUGAAAAUACUGGGUUUGAUAGGGUGGAAUAUCAAUCUUCAACAUACAUAGUCUCUGAUCUAAUGUAUGGAGGUUUACAGCCAUUAAUUGUCAUCUAAAAGAUUAAGGAAUGAUGCAAGACUUUCCAGCAGACAAAAUGAUACUUGAAUGUUAAACACUUUUUAAAUAUGUUUCAUAAAAAAACGCUGUCCUAUUUUAAUUUUCUUCUUCUAAGCAAAAUGAUCACAAACUAAAUGUACUCUUUGCAGGGUAGAGUUAAUAAUUAUACUCCUGCUCUUUAACUUUGCUGCCUGUAUAGUAGGUGGGUGUGUGUGUGUGUGUGU
This is a messenger RNA of Pelobates cultripes (western spadefoot toad), 40077 nucleotides long. The record is from the annotation of a GenBank genome assembly. NCBI's taxonomy places the organism in Eukaryota, Metazoa, Chordata, Amphibia, Anura, Pelobatidae.